AGUGGUAGAGGAGGAGGGAGGGACGGGCCAGGAGGGGAGAGGAGGAGAGGGAUUGGAAGGGGAGACGCAACGCGCACCGCACCGCACCGGCCCGGCGAGACGCCUCCACACGUCUCUCCCUCCCCCUUCGCCUUCGCCCUCGCCGUCCUAGUCCAGUGACCCCAGCGGCACGCACGCACGCGGCCGGCCCAUCACCACCCCCCUGCGAGCGAAUCCCGGUCGAUGCGGACGGGGUAGGGAAGAGGAGGAGGAGGAGGCCGAGGAUGGAGCGGGAGCGGCGGCGCGCGGCGGGGUGGGAGGACCGCAUCUCGGAGCUCCCGGACGCGCUGCGCCUGCAGAUUCUCAGCCUGCUGCCGCUCAAGUGCGCCAUCCGCACCGGCGCGCUCUCCUCGCGGUGGCGGGACCUCUGGGAGCAGCGCUGGCCGGUGCCCUCCUCGCUGCGCCUCCGCGUCCCGCCGGGCCCCUCGGGCGCGGCGGGGGCCCAGGCGCAGCUCGCGGCCGUCGACCGGCGCGGGCGGCGCCGGGUCGACGUCUUCUCCCUCGCCUUCCACGCGGGCCAGCUCACGCAGGCCGACCUCAAGCGCUGCGUCGACUACGCCGCGGCCUGCGGCGUCGAGGACCUGCAGCUCCGCCUCGAUGGCGGCGGCGCCCGCGGCGCGCGCGGGGGCCAGCGCCGCGCCGGCGCGCUCGCCGUGCACUUCCCCGUCGGGAGCCCGCUCCUGGCGCGCCUCUCGGUGCGCGGGCUCCACCUCACGGCCUCCGCCAACGCCAUGGUCGCCACGCUCGAGGUCAUCCACCUCCACUCCGUCUCCAUCACCGACGCCGCGCUGCGCCGGGUCGUCGCCGCCUGCCCCUGCCUCCGCGACCUCGAGCUCCGCUACUGCCGCCACCUACGCCGCAUCGACUUCACCACCGUCGGGGCCGCCAACCUCAGGAGCCUCACCGUCGUGGACUGCUCCCGCACCACCGAGCUGCGGGUCCCGGCGGCGCCCCGCCUCCGCUCGUUCCGGUUCAGCGGCCCCUUCCUCUGCAGCAACCUUUUCUCUGGCGUCGGUGACUCUUUCCAGGAUCUCUACCUCUGCUCGGGCGGGCCAGAGGCCGGCUUGCCGCCCACCAAUUUGCCCUCGGCGGUUCCUCACCUUGCCAACAUCACCACCCUCACCAUAUGCAGCAUUGCCCUCCAGUACGUGUCUGCGUCACUGGCCACCAUCCUCAAGGAGACCAAUCUCCGCAGGUUGAAGGAGCUUCAAUUGCUCAUGUUCGGGAUGGCCAACUCCAAUCUCGCAGACAUUUUUAGCUUCCUCAAGACCUGUUCCUGUCCUCAGUUGGAGAGGCUCUUCGUGCAGCUACCAACAAACACCCAUGAUUCGUUCACGAGGAAUUACUUGGACGUGGCAGAGGAAGAACAGCCUGAAGACGGAUUAGAAAACCUUCGGUUGGCCAAGAUGACAAACUUCAAGGGGCAUCACAAUGAGAUGCGUCUGCUGGACUUUCUGCUGACAAAGGCCAGUUGCCUUAAGAAAUUGUUCCUGGUUGCUCCUAAAGAGGAUCACCCACAAGGGCUAAGAAAGAUUCAGCCAGAUGUGCUGCCCCUUUCUCGAAAGGCAGAAAUUCUUGAAAGAGCUUCAGCAGGCACCCAGAUAGUUUUCAGUGGGCCUGAUAGUUCUCACGCUCAGCCAUUGCACUCGGAAGUCUUCAUCAGAUUUUAGCUUGAAAUUAGCAACAGUGCUGUAGUCCGAUUAUUUCUUCUAAAUCAUUACAUUUAUAGCUGUUAGGCAACAAGCAUGAAAUACAAAUCUGGGACACAUACAGAGUAUGGUAGAACAUUUUCGCAAAUUUGUACUUCAGAUAUUCUGGCAAGAUGGUUAAAAUGUGAGGUGUUAA
Molecule: messenger RNA, 1884 nt
Organism: Aegilops tauschii subsp. strangulata
Lineage: Eukaryota; Viridiplantae; Streptophyta; Magnoliopsida; Poales; Poaceae
Product: F-box protein At5g03100
Molecular function (GO): protein binding
Source: RefSeq, a predicted model, not a curated record